Seriola dumerili (greater amberjack) is the source of this 4325-nucleotide messenger RNA. It is a transcript of the gene brca1, whose product is annotated as BRCA1, DNA repair associated. Lineage: Eukaryota; Metazoa; Chordata; Actinopteri; Carangiformes; Carangidae. Gene Ontology annotation, cellular component: BRCA1-A complex; plasma membrane; BRCA1-BARD1 complex. The transcript is spliced from 25 exons. Gene Ontology annotation, molecular function: metal ion binding; ubiquitin-protein transferase activity. Gene Ontology annotation, biological process: positive regulation of transcription by RNA polymerase II; double-strand break repair via homologous recombination; negative regulation of fatty acid biosynthetic process. The coding region runs from base 66 to 4169 and encodes 1367 amino acids. The record is from RefSeq and is a predicted model, not a curated record.
CUGAAGCUGAUGAGUCCUGUGUUGAUAACUUCAAACUUCCAGAAAACAAGUUUUUAAAAAUCACCAUGAAAACCCCAAAGGCCUCGGAUGUGAAAAAGGGGAUAUCAGUCCUUUGGGAGACUCUGCAGUGUCCCAUAUGCUUGGAUUUAAUGACAGCACCACUGUCUACUAAGUGUGACCAUCAGUUUUGCAAAUUUUGUAUAAUUAAACUUUUGGACAACUCUAAACAACACAGGGCCAACUGUCCAGUGUGUAAAACCAAGAUAACCAAAAGGAGCUUGCAGGAGAGCCCUGGGUUUCAGAGACUUGUAGCAGGAUUGCAGGAUAUGAUACAAGCAUAUGAACAUGACACCGGCACAAACUACUUCACGGGAAUGAGCCUGCAAGAAAAACAACCAGGUGUUACAGAUGCUGAAGCUACCAAACAUCCACAAAAUGUGUCAUCUGGAGAUACACCUGUCACUGACCUUGACAACGAAGAAAAUGCAGACCAUGAUGAUCUUCCGAGAUCCCACUCUUCAACUAUAGCAGCCCAGAAUGGAUUUGCAAGACUCAUGGGACUUGAAGACUCAACUCCUGUGACGACAGAAAAUGAAGGCCUGGACAGUGGCCUCGGUGAUGUCCUGCCAACUUCUGACAAGAAAAUGCACAGCUCUACCAAAUUGGAGAACACCUCCCUUCAUCCAUUAGUCAUUCCAGACGAGACCGAAUAUCAGCCUUUAAGAAAAUCCUCACGGAAGAAGAAGAAAAAGGAUUUGGAGCCUGACAAGAUUCUUGAUGAGAAACAGAAGAAAAGUCUAGAGAAAGUUGCUGAGUGGCUCAUGAAAGUUCCAACUGAAGGAAGUCUCGAGUUAGAAAAACCAGACGAAGACGCUGAUGACUCAGACAGCUGUUCUUCCACUUCAACAAUAGAUGUCAAGCAACACAUUAGUAACAUGAAUCCUAAGAGAGAUGAUCGUGCUAAAGCCCUUGAAGAGCAGGUGUUCGGAGCUGUCUACAAACGAGAGAGAAGAGGGUGCAGGAACACCUCUCUUCCGCUCAAUGCUUUUGUCGAGCGAUCAACAACUAGAAAACAGAAAACAGGCUCUGAAGAUAAAAAUGAAAGCGACUUGGAGGAAGAGCAACAACUAACAGAAGAAGUUAAUGACACCAGCAGUGACAUUUUUAAAGAAGCAGAACAGAUGGAAGUCGUGGAGGAAAAUGAUUUAGACAAACAUGGGGAAGAGUUGAACAACUUGCCAGAAAGUGACAAAAAUAAAGGCAAAGAUGAGGUUCCCUCUGUCUCUGAUAUUGAACAACAGCAACCGGAAAGAAAGUCAAAGAAAAGGCUGCACGAUACUCUGCAGCAGGUUGACAGUGAUUUGCAGCAGCAAGCUGAGGCAAAGUCAGAAAGUACUGAGCAAAAGAAAACUGACAAGAGAAAAGGUAAAAACACAAGGUCAGAGAAAGGCAGGCCUGCUAGACUGCCGAAGCCUCUUUUUCUGGUUGCAGUUCAAAAUGGAGAAACCAGUCCAAAGACCAGACUGAGAUCAGAAGAAGUUCAAGUACAAAUUGAGAGCUAUCCUAGCAGCGAGGACCAGGAAACCCCUCUCAUGAGGAGCACCAGGAGAAGCAGAAGGCUUCAACUCUUUGCUGAGGAAGUCCAGGGAGGUCACGGGAAAGCAAACUUGAAAAUCAGUGUAGCUGAAAAACACAGCAAUGCUGCAAAGGAAUCAGAGGAAGUUAAAGGUGAAACACUGGAUAAAACUGCAUCACCUGAGAAUGGAAACAUGACAAAGGUGGCCAAAAGAAAUGGAUGUAUUUAUGAUCAAGAUUUAGGAGGAAUUGAAAACGUGGAGUCUGGUGAGAGAACGUCUUAUCUGACACCAAACGAAGAUGUUAAAGAGCCCAUUGCUGAAGUGCCGAAUGCUGACACUCUGUCUGAAGCCAGUGCUGCUUGUUAUGUCCCUGUGGUACCAAGUUCUACAAGUCCAACUGAGGCAGCUGUAGUGGCUCCAACACUUGAAAAAAAUGAGGAGGACAAGAACGACAGUGAGCUGGACACAGAGCAACUGCUCAGGAGCUUCAAAGCCACUAAAAGGAAAUCGUUCCAUCUUGGUGGUCCCAACAUGAAAAGAAGCCGUAGCUCAGACCAAGGAGAAACGCAGGGUGCUGAAGCAAAGGAUAAUGGUCCUGUUUGUUCUAGUUUUGAAUCUGCAAAAAAAGAGACAUCUGAAAUCGCCAACCAGGAGGCUUUGAAAGACAAUGAAGACUCAUCUUGUAGUGAUUUGAUCUCCCCGUCUAACUCACCCACCCUGGCAAGAAAAACAGUUGUUGAGAAACAAAAUCAAGUGGUGGUACAAGCCUCGAUCCCUGAUACCAAUAGUUCAGGUCAGGACAGCGCUGCUGGAAACUGUCUCUCCAGGAAUAGUCUUAGCAGUGCCCUCAGUCCUAAUAAAGUGUCAAAACGUGAAAUGGAAAGUCCUCAUCUUUCAGUUGUCCCUCAAUUGGUAGAUUCUGGGCUCUGCUUCACAGCUGUUGAACAUGAGGAGCUACAUGAAGCCUCAAAGUGCUCUCAAAUCUCAAACAGUCAGCUUGAUUGUACAGUGAGGGAUGCUGACAAAUGGAAGGAGAUAGGAGAUGGCAUUUCUAGUGGAAAACAUUCAUUCAACACUGCUGAACACAUCUUGGUUGCAGAGUCCUCUUUAACUCCUGACGGCCUUGUAACACCAGUUGUCCAAAUGGUCCACGAAACGAAGCCUAACAGCAAUGGAAGCGCAGAGCUCAGCGCACAUUCCUCCAUCAAGAGCUACCCAAGGAAUAAGAGACCGGCUCAGAGGCUGGAGUCUUCAUCCGAGUCCGACUGCAGUGGAUCCAAAGAGGAAUUACCAACUUUGGCUCAAAUCUUCGGUAGGUCAGCUCCUCCGGCUGCUGUGACCCAGGAUCAGGGAGAUUCCAAUGAAGCUAAUAGAUGUGAGGAUGCAUGUGUUCCAGCUGAUGCAGAAGAACGCUUCAGCCGUCCACCUGCAUGCCCCAGCCCCGACUUUGUUAAUUCUAGCCAAGCUUCUGUGGACUUGUUUGGAACACCAGAUGAAUGUAAUGUUUCCAUGGAAUCAUCACAAUUUUCAAGCGAAGUCCUUGUCACACAGCAAAAGAUAGAAAUGCAGAAGGAGCUGGUGAGGCUGGAGAAAUUGAUGGCUCUGGUGUCAGAGGUGCUUCAGGAGAAAGAACGCAGUCCUGCAAAAGAAGUCCCCACAGAAACAAAUCAAAGCAUCAAAACCACGGGUAAACAGAUAACAAGUAUAUUGGAGUGCGAGGAGGGACCUACAUUCAACCAGGAAACUUAUGUUCCCAAUGCGGAGCGAGAGCUCAGCAUGAGAGUAUCCGAUGGCAGAGGGGUCACGCAACCCAGCGUGUCAAAGCAUGGCAGUAUUACAGAGAUGGGCACUGAAGCCUCCAAGACACCUAGUUCAAGUUCAGCAGCCAAGGCACUAAAGAUAUGUAGUUCAACAGCAGAUGGGCAAGAAGACAAAGAAAGCAACACACCCUCAAGAGACAGAAGUAAAGCUAAACUGGUGCUAGUGUCAUCUGGAUUGGGGCCCAAUGAACAGAUAAUGGUGAAGAAGUUUGCCAAGCGAGUUGGAGCACAUGUGGUUUCCCAGGUGACACCAGAGGUGACCCACAUCAUAAUGCGCACUGAUGAACAGCUGGUAUGUGAGCGCACACUGAAGUACUUCCUUGGCAUUGCAGGAAGGAAGUGGGUGGUGAGCUUCCAGUGGAUUUCAGAGUGCUUCAAACAAAAGAAACUCUUAGAUGAGAGUCUCUAUGAAGUGAAAGGUGACGUGGUGAAUGGACCCAACCACCAGGGCCCCUCAAGAGCGCGUACCACUGAAGACAAUAAUCUGCUCUUGAAGGGCUUCAAGAUCUGCUUCCAGGGGCCUUUUACAGACAUGACUACAGAUGAAAUGGGGUGGAUGGUGGAGCUCUGUGGAGCAGCUGUCAUUAAAGAUCCACUUCUCCUCGACAGUAAACAGAAGUCCCAUCAUCUGGUCAUUGUACAGCCUGGAUUAGAGUCAUCGUCGUCCACAUACAGCAGUCUCUCCAGACAAGCCACUGUUGUGACACGCGGCUGGCUCUUGGAUACAGUUGCAACCUACACCCUCCAAAACUUCAAAAGCUACUCAACAUGAGCUGAGGGACCCAGUGCAUUAUAACCACCCACAGCCAUGGGUUUUCUUCUCAUGGUCUUUUUUAUAAAUUCAGUGUUUGUUUUUUUUUGUUAUGUGUAAUGCUGUCACUAUACUGUCAUCUGUUUCAUUAAUAAGCUGAAAGCUCUGUGUGUUGUA